UGCCACUCACUUCCUCUCGCGAGGACGUCCUGGCGUCGGCGCCGGAAGCUUCCUCUGAGCGCGGAGGGCGGAGCGAGAGGGCGGGGAAGGCCGCUGGCUAGGAGUAGGCCGAGUUUGGGACUCUGGCAGGUACCGCUGCUGCCAGGGCUUUGCGCCAAAGCUUUGUGGCCCAGUGCUCCGGCGGCCUUCACGUGAGCGUCGUUGCAGGGCCGCACCCAUGCUGCGUUUUCCGACCUGUUUCCCAUCCUUUCGGGUGGUGGGAGAGAAGCAACUGCCACAGGAGAUUAUUUUCUUGGCCUGGUCACCCAAGCGAGACCUCAUAGCUUUGGCCAACACUACAGGCGAGGUUUUACUGCAUCGCCUUGCAAGUUUUCAUCGAGUUUGGAGUUUUCCACCAAAUGAAAGCACAGGAAAAGAAGUGACCUGCUUAGCCUGGAGACCAGAUGGCAAACUUUUGGCCUUUGCUCUUGCGGAUACCAAGAAAAUUAUUUUGUGUGAUGUAGAAAAACCUGAAAGCUUACACUCUUUCUCUGUGGAGGCUCCAGUGUCUUGUAUGCAUUGGAUGGAAGUGACUGUGGAAAGCAGUGUUUUGACAUCAUUUUAUAAUGCUGAGGAUGAAUCCAAUCUUCUCUUGCCUAAGCUGCCCACAUUGCCAAAAAAUUACAACAGCACCUCAAAAAUAUUUAGUGAAGAAAAUUCUGAAGAAAUUAUUAAGCUCUUGGGAGAUGUCAGGUUGAAUAUCCUUGUCCUUGGAGGAAGCUCUGGAUUUAUUGAGCUUUAUGCUUAUGGGAUGUUCAAAAUUGCCCGAGUAACAGGGAUUGCUGGUACUUGUAUUGCUCUGUGUUUAUCAAGUGAUUUGAAGUCAUUAUCAGUGGUCACAGAGGUUUCCAGUGGUGGCGAAUCAGAAGUUUCAUAUUUUCAGCUUGAAACCAAUCUGCUGUAUUCCUUCUUACCUGAAGUAACUCGGAUGGCCAGGAAGUUUACUCACAUUUCAGCUCUCUUACAGUAUAUAAAUUUGUCACUGACUUGUAUGUGUGAAGCAUGGGAAGAAAUUCUGAUGCAGAUGGACUCCCGUCUCACUAAGUUUGUACAGGAAAAAACUACAACCACAUCAGUGCAGGAUGAGUUCAUGCACUUACUGUUGUGGGGGAAAGCCAGUGCUGAACUUCAGACUCUCCUGAUGAACCAGUUAACAGUGAAGGGCUUAAAAAAGCUUGGCCAGUCUAUAGAGUCAUCAUAUUCCAGUAUACAAAAACUGGUUAUAAGUCACUUACAGAGUGGCUCUGAGUCUUUACUAUAUCAUUUGAGUGAACUUAAAGGAAUGGCUUCGUGGAAACAAAAAUAUGAACCUCUAGGAUUGGAUGCUACAGGCAUUGAAGAGGCUAUUACUGCUGUGGGUUCUUUCAUCCUCAAAGCAAACGAACUUCUCCAAGUUAUAGAUAGUAGUAUGAAAAACUUCAAGGCAUUUUUUCGGUGGCUGUAUGUAGCAAUGCUGAGAAUGACAGAGGACCACGUGCUUCCUGAGCUGAACAAGAUGACUCAGAAGGAUAUCACAUUUGUUGCUGAAUUCCUCACUGAACAUUUCAAUGAGGCUCCAGACCUUUAUAAUCGGAAAGGAAAAUACUUCAAUGUUGAAAGAGUCGGUCAGUAUUUGAAAGAUGAAGAUGACGACCUUGUGUCACCCCCUAACACAGAAGGAAACCAGUGGUAUGACUUCCUCCAAAACAGCACCCACCUGAAAGAAAGUCCUUUGCUGUUUCCUUAUUACCCUCGAAAAUCAUUGCAUUUUGUGAAAAGGCGGAUGGAGAACAUUAUUGAUCAGUGUUUGCAAAAGCCAGCAGUAAGUCUGAAAGAUCUAUGUGUCUUCAUGUGGGAUUCCGGAGCUGUUGUGUCUUUGUUUUUUCACUGCCGAGUGGUAGGCGUGGAGAAGCUAUCGAGAGUCUUCUUUAUUCCCUCUUUUUCUUCAAGAUCUGUAAGUAAUGGACUAAUUGGUAUUAAAUUUGGGAGCUUCACAUAUGCCACAACUGACAAAGUCAGAAGAAGCACUUACAGUUGUCUAGAUGCCCAGUUUUAUGAUGAUGAGACUGUCACAGUUAUCCUUAAGGACUCCAUGGGACGUGAAGGAAGACACAGGAUUUUGGUUCAGUUGCCGCUGUCCUUAGUGUAUAACAGUGGUGAGAGAUCCCCUGUUGACUUCUGGUUGUCUUCCUAUAGGCUUGACGAGCAGGGCAGCAUUAUUCCCACACGCACCAUGCACUUUGAGAAGCACUGGAGGCUGCUGGAAAGCAUGAAAGCACAGUAUGUUGCUGGGAAUGGCCUUCGGAAAGUGUCCUGUGUGUUAAGUUCAAACCUCCGGCAUGUGAGGGUGUUUGAGAUGGACAUCGAUGAUGAAUGGGAGCUUGAUGAGUCUUCAGAUGAUGAGGAGGAGGCUGGCGGAAAGCCUGUGAAGAUCAAGGAAGAAGUGUUGUCAGAGUCAGAGUCAGAGGCUCACCCAGAUGCUGCUGCCCUAGACCCAGACGUCGUCAUCAAAGUGGAGAAGCUUGACCCUGAGUUGGACUCGUGACCCAGUUUGACAACAUUGUGUUACUUACUGUGGCAAAAAGACAUAGCGGGUGG
Messenger RNA from Mastomys coucha (southern multimammate mouse), 2616 nucleotides. RefSeq names its product anaphase promoting complex subunit 4 (gene Anapc4). The transcript has 26 exons. Gene Ontology annotation, cellular component: nuclear periphery; anaphase-promoting complex. Lineage: Eukaryota; Metazoa; Chordata; Mammalia; Rodentia; Muridae. Gene Ontology annotation, biological process: anaphase-promoting complex-dependent catabolic process; protein K11-linked ubiquitination; positive regulation of mitotic metaphase/anaphase transition. Gene Ontology annotation, molecular function: protein binding. The record is from RefSeq and is a predicted model, not a curated record. Bases 218 to 2563 code for a protein of 781 amino acids.